AUGCUAGAACCAAUUGAUGAUGAUGUUAUAAAGCAUAUUUUGAGACUUCGAGGCAAACUUGGUUGGGAAACAAAGUUACCAUCAUGUGACUAUUUAGCUGGAGAGGCUGAUGUGACCAGGCAUGAGAAGUUUGCAUUUAUGAAACCUUUACUGCUAAAAGAUAGUGGAGAAUAUAUAUACUGUCUUCGAAGAGACAGGAACAACUUGAAAGCUGCCUAUAACCCAUAUGAUUUGCAGGCUGUCUCUGUGAAUACAGCUAGACAAAGCAAAGAAUAUUGGACUGUUACAGCAUCAUUUGUGUCUAAGUUUUCUGCAGAGCAUAAAUUGGGAGAAAUAGAAAUGAUACCUGUAUCACAGUGGUUGCGUGAAAGACAACUGUAUUAUAAAUUACUCAAUUUUAAUGUAUUCACCAAUUUCAGGACGAAGAAAUAUUUUUUUGUCUGGAAAAUCAAUGCUAAAAGAAGCAAGGCAAAUAAGAGCGAGUCAAUCUGAAUGUAAAACGGUCCUGUUCAUUGGAUGAGUUUUGUGAAGAAGGUCUACGAAAUAAGCAAGCACAUAUUCAAAUAGAAGCUUUCCAAGA
This is a messenger RNA of Tinamus guttatus (white-throated tinamou), 580 nucleotides long. The record is from RefSeq and is a predicted model, not a curated record. NCBI's taxonomy places the organism in Eukaryota, Metazoa, Chordata, Aves, Tinamiformes, Tinamidae.